This is a messenger RNA of Arctia plantaginis, 804 nucleotides long. The record is from the annotation of a GenBank genome assembly. NCBI's taxonomy places the organism in Eukaryota, Metazoa, Arthropoda, Insecta, Lepidoptera, Erebidae.
AUGGCAUCCAAAAUUAUCCUUGUAUUCUGCGCGUCAGCUGUCUUCAUGCAGAGUAUCACAGCGCAGUGCAUCGGCAGUGCUUUAACAGCUGAAGAACUCGCUUUAGGGGCUGGCUUUCCGUAUAACUCUGGAUUUCCAACUAACAAUCUAGCCUAUGGUGCCGCUCCUUUCGGUGGCUACGGAGUCCCUGGAUUCGCACCCAACGUAGCUCCUACCAGCGGUGGCGGUUUCGCGAAUUCUAUUGGCCAAGCGAUUGGGUUUGGUAAUGGAUUAGGACUCAAUGGACUUGGAAACGGUCUUGGAGUUGGAAACGGAUUAGCCGGCAAUGGUUUUGGACUCGCUAACGGCUUAGGUAAUGCUGGCCUAGGGUUUGCCAACUUUCCUGGCAAUGGUUUAGCAAAUUUCGGCGCCAACAAUUUAGCAGCUAACAAUUUGGGGCUCAACAACUUUGGAGCCAACAAUUUUGCUGGUAAUUUCGGCACAAAUCUGGCACAUUUCCCUGGAAACUUAGUAUCUAAUAAUAUUGCUGCCAACAAUAUGGGAUUAAAUGGUUUAGCUGCAAGUAAUAUUGCUGCAAAUAAUGCUGCUCUUGCUGGCAUGAAUUUUGCAGGAGCACCAAUUGGAGGAUCAGCGGGAUAUGGAGAUGUAUCCGUUCUUGGAGAGUUGCCUGUAGGUGGCAAUACAGCUGUAACAGGGAAUGUUCCCGUUAUUGGUUAUGUUACAUUUGAGGGGGUUGUGCCAGCGGGUGGUUUAGUAAGUGUUGCAAACGGUUGUGGUUGUGGUGGAAACCAGUUGGUUUAUUGA